Messenger RNA from Capsella rubella, 782 nucleotides. Its product is annotated as calcium-binding protein CML24. NCBI's taxonomy places the organism in Eukaryota, Viridiplantae, Streptophyta, Magnoliopsida, Brassicales, Brassicaceae. Gene Ontology annotation, molecular function: calcium ion binding. The transcript has a single exon. The coding region runs from base 59 to 550 and encodes 163 amino acids. The record is from RefSeq and is a predicted model, not a curated record.
UCUCAUCAACUCUAACCGUUUUUUUCACGAUCUCUCUCAAAACUCUCAGAUCACAACAAUGUCGACGAAGAACGGAGUCGUACGUAGCUGUUUAGGUUCAAUGGACGAUAUCAGAAAAGUCUUCCAACGAUUCGACAAAAACGGCGACGGGAAAAUCUCAGUCGACGAGUUAAAAGAAGUGAUCCGCGCUCUCUCACCGUCAGCUUCACCGGAAGAAACAGUGACGAUGAUGAAACAGUUCGAUCUCGACGGUAACGGAUUCAUAGAUCUGGACGAGUUCGUCGCUCUGUUCCAAAUCGGAAUCGGCGGAGGCGGAGGAGGAGGUAAUAACCGUAACGACGUUAGCGAUUUGAAGGAAGCGUUUGAGUUGUACGAUCUCGACGGUAACGGGAGGAUCUCGGCGAAAGAGCUUCAUUCGGUGAUGAAGAAUUUGGGAGAGAAGUGUUCUGUUCAGGAUUGUAAGAAGAUGAUUAGUAAAGUUGAUACUGAUGGUGAUGGUUGUGUUAAUUUCGAUGAGUUUAAGAAGAUGAUGAGUCACGGUGGUGCUUGAGAGAUUGAGAUUUCGCCGGAGUAGCAAAUUAAUUUGAUUUCUAGGUUUUGUAAUUAGGAUUUGAUGAUGAUCUUCUCUAUGGGGUUAGUGACGACGGCGAUUAGAAUGUGUAAACCCUAGAAAUUAAAAAAAAGGCAAAUCCUCUAAAUGAUUCAGAAGUUUCCUUUUGUUUCAUUCCUUGGUUUGUUUGUUGUGGUGAUUGAUAAUGAAGUAAUGAUCAUUGAUUACUCUC